AAAGCAACGUAAACGAGGACAUCUCCCAUCACAUACACACAUGCAAACACAUUUCCAAAAGAUCAGUGUCCGUAGGAUGGCAAUUAGGACCGCCAGCUAGCCCUGCUGGUCCGGUUUGGGACUGCACAACAUCGACCACGCCAUUCUUAGGUCUAGAUAGUCUGGUGAAUAUUGCAGAAAAGAGCGAAAUUACUUUAUCCCAAAUGCACUGCUAUUGUCAGUGGUGAGUGAUACAGGUUAGAAAAUCAGAAUUGUCCAGGGGACAUGAUUUGGUGGCAUAGCAACGGGGUAUCGGUUCCAAAUCCCUUUCCUUCACAUGCUGGUCUGAAUGCCACAUGGGGGUGAGGUUUGGCUCUUCAGAGAUGUUGGAUUUCACUUUACUGUGGUUACAGUUACUUAUGUAGCCUUCUGGAUAGCGCACCAGUGUCGGCUUAGGAAGUAGAUGCAUUUGGAGUCACCAAUUCUGUUCUCAGUUAUUCUACUGACGUCAGUAAAAUGACUUUAGAUUUAUACCAGUGUAACUGAGAACAGAAGUUGGCCCAAAGUCAAGAACAGUCUCUCCUCUUCUCUGGCCCAGGACAAGCUGUUCAAGACACAAUUGCUGGGCCAAAUCAUCAUGGGGAAUGGACCCCAGUCUACACUGUUUUGGUCCAGACACAUGGUUCUUUUGGUUUGUUUCCCAGAGCAAUGAUCAAAGAUCUGAUGUUGGAAUAGUUGAGGUUGCCUCGUUCCAUGCUAGUCAUUCCUGUCAGUGUUUGAUAUCUUCACCCUAAGAUGGACUGAUCUAGUUCUCCACCCUCCAUCAACUUAAGCAAAUUCCCUUCCCCCAGCAGGAGAAUUGACUUUGGCCAUCCUUUAUGACCACAAAGCACAGAUGAAAGCGAUCUUUUUGGAUGAGGGAAAUGGAGUCUUGUGCUAAUAGGUUUCACCUUAGGACCAUCUUAAUCCAGAAAUUGCCUUUCUUGACAGUUGGGAAAAUGUGGCUGGAGCACCACAGUCUCUCUUGCCAGGCAGCCCCCCUCCUCGGUGAGGGUGUUGUGAUCCUCCCCCGGUCCAUGUGCCCCGAGGGCUGCUCAGAGAGGCAGUGUGCAUUUGCCUCAAUGCAGCCCAUAUGGCCAGCACACACACUCUUGGCAGUCCAAGCAGCCCAGCACGAAGGAUGUUUAGGUAUCCUACACCAGACUACAGGGGGUCUUUCCUUUCUCCUGGACAUCAUUCUGGCUCCUUGUCUCUGACAGGGACUCACAGGGUGACCUUUAAUUCCCUGGCAAUUUUCUGUGUGUUUUCCUAAAUGCAAAAUGAAGACAGAGGCACCGUGAUCAUUGACCAACAGCAACACACUCAAUAGCCAUUCACAUACUGAUUGCUGCUUCCACACUGAUACCCAAGACAGCUCACUGAGCCAGUCCUUGGGCUAGCAAGGAGCUGCCAUCGGCUGGGAGCAUCGUCUCAGCCUGAUGACACAUAGCUGAACAGACCUCUUUCCAUCCAGUCCUUGCAUCUGAUUAGACGCUCCUGUGCGUGCCAUGAACAAACAUGCACCUAUACAAAAAAGUCGUCAAUUCAUUAGGGAUUCUCCUAUUUCCCAUGGUAAGAAGCACUAACUAUUUGUCAUGAUGAACCCCUGGAAGCCCAAAGCACCAGUGGCAGCGUGUGUGUGAGUAGAGCAUGCUGCUGAAUAAACCUCAACCAGCGGUCACCCUAGGGCUCCGAGUUUUGGGCUGGAACUGUGGAUGGAUGCCAUACAGAGAGCACCACAUGAAGAAAUCAGCUCUUAAAGAAUUUUAAAAAAUAAACUUUCCCUCCCUCUCCCUUCUUUUCCCAUUGUCAAGGGGAAUGCAGUGCUGCUGACUUCAGGCUGCUAUGCAGCUCCCAAGGGCACUGCCAAAAUGCCACCGCGAUGUCUCAUGGCACAACAUUUCAGCCAAAUACCAGCCCAGGGUGGGUGGGGGAACCAACCGGCAGCAGCAGUGAUGUCACACGCUCCAGCCAAGUUUGCUGGUUUGCCCAGCUCUUGUCUAGUGAAAAAGGUUGACAUUCAGUCUGUGCCAGGCCAGGAAUAGUCUCUGUAAUUUAACCUGCUCAUCACAACGUGCUAGGCACUGAAGAGAGCCACUGAAAAAAAAAACUCCUAUUUAAAAGAGAGGGGAGGUUGGUUUCUGAUUAAGCUCCUUGAAAUCUGUACAUUCAUGCAAGCUUUUUUCAGUAGCUCAUAUCAGGUGAUGGCUACUGCAAACACCUCACAUGUUUCUCAGCAUUUCCCAAGCAGUUCCAAACGCCUAGCGUUGCUUUCCUCUGCCUUGAAAACAGCCUAAAUUCACACAUCCUUAAAUGUUUUAACUGGCUGAAUUCUGACCUAAGUUCAAACACUGCUUGCUGGCUGCCAUGUUUGUCCAAAAAAGCAAAGAAAUGGGACUUUACCAGGUUAUUAAACCACCCAUGAACAUCUUUGCCCAAAGUUCAGAAGUUGCCAUCAUACCUGUGAAAGGGACAGCCAGAUCAGUACAGUGCUGCUGUUCCAAUCCAGUGCCAGUAGUGAUUUGCACCUUGGAACCUUGGUGUAGAUACAGCUUUUCCAGCUUGAAAUAUUACACUGCCCAAGUACAAGUAUUAUGGCCAGGAGAGACAAGGAUCUUCACAAGGGUUUCAGAGACAGUGACAGUCGCUAUUCUUUUUUAAUCAGUGGAGCUGAGUUGUUCUUGUAACAGUGACUCCAUCUAGGAAAAUAGUUGCUGAGAUUACAUCAUGAUCUCCAUGUUUAUUGUUACCCUACUCACUUUUCAGCAAAUGUUCUCAGUUUACAAGGGACAAGAUGUUUCUUCAGACCACGGUCCGUGAGAUCUAAAAGCCAAGCUUGCUCCUAGUUCAGGCACCACCACCAAUAAAUAGUGAUAAACAUCGUGCCGCUGGAAUUUAGUCAACAGCCCCGUUGAUGAGUGAGCAAGAACACAAUCACAAUCUCCCAUGGCUGUUCUGGCUUUGCACAGUUAAGAGUACCACAGAAGCAAUAAAAUUGUAAUUUAACCUCUGAGCAAAGAGAUAACUGAGUACACAUCUGUGCAAUGAGGGUGCCCUUUUACAUCUGGCUGCAACCAGAGAGAGCACUGGGGUAUUUUUUAAUCUGUUUUUACUUUAUUUUUUUAAUCAUACAUCUUAAACAGACCACAAAAAGCCAUGCUUGGUACAGGCUUGUCCCUACCCUAACACUGACAACUGUCCUUCCUCAGGUAAGGUGUAGGAGACCAUCCCAGUGGAUGAGCCUUUGUUGCUGCUUUUGCCAGCGUGUUUUGAAUACCACAGGCUGACACAAAAGUUUCCUUAGAGGAGACUCUUGCUUCAGGAAGAAGGUGUAUCUACACCUAUGUGGCAUUUGCAUUACCUCCAGGCCGGACAGUUCUUGUAGGAAAUGGAUAUAUUCUUGCAAAGAUUAAACAAACUAGCCUCGGUCUUGGGGGUGCCCACAGUAAAAGGACAGCAGCAACGCACAUCCACCACAGCCAAGCUUUUCUUUAGCAUCCUCUGACUCCGGUUCAUGCAUGGAAGCAAAAAGGUGUUUUGUUUACUGCCCCCGACCACCCCAGCUGUCCACCUUUCCCCUCCUUCACAACACGGACAGUGAAAAGCAUGGACUUUCAAACCUCAGCUGCAUUAGUUCCCAGUCCACCAGACUGAUGUCUGUCUGUACUUGUUGGCAGUUGGAAGCCAUCUACAGGUGGAGUGAAGGCACACGUUUUCCUCUGCGGUCCCUCUGAAAGGGUGGGCCAGCAGGGACGUAGACAGCAGCGGAGACGACAUCACCUGGCCCAACCCCUCCUUUUAGCCUGGAGAUACCACCCAGCCUCUGCAGUGGGCAGACUGCCAGCAAACCGUUGCUCCCUCAGCUGUUAGUCCUUGCUGGGGCUACUGGGGAGUGCUGGAAGUUGUGACAGUUGUUUGCUAGGAACAAGCUACCGAAGCACUCCACAAGCUACCAAACCCUCAAGAGUUCACUUAAGAUCAAAAAAUGCUGAGGGUCGGAAACAUCUUGGGACACUGUUUCUGUCGAAUCUACAUCACUGGACUAUUUCUACCUCCUCACUAAAGAUGGUCAGAAAUGAAGCCAAAUACAACCACGAGAGGAUGUUCUAAAGAUGAGAAGCAAAAUUACAUGACAGAGAAGAAAGUUUCCUUCAGCUGUUCCGGAAGAUGAAUCGAUGUGUAGCAGCACCGUCUGGACGAAUCGCUUUGUGCUUGUGAACUGCAAACAGCUGGAACCACCCAACACAAUCAUCUGCCUAUUUGACACCUGAAAUUAAUCCCUUGGAUAAUUCAUUCAUGAUUCCCAUGAACAAUGCAGGGAAAUAAGAAACAUACAGAAGGACAUAGUGACUCCUCAAGUAUUGGGAGUCUCCUGGAUGACGCAGACAGAGAGGUGAGCAGUCUCACAGACCGGGCUUUCAAAAGUUUGUGUGUGGCAGAACUCGAAGACUCUUACAAUGAACCAGAUCUUGCCAUUUCACCUGACUUUGCCCUACAAUUCUCUGCUAAAUUUCACCCAGGGACGUUAAACCAUGCCAUCAAGAAAAGCAAUGUAUGUAACAAGCUAACAGCAAGAAACAAUGAACAUACAAUAUGGGCUUCGACAUUCCAGCAGUUACCAAAGUGUGCUCCGGAGGAGAAAAGGAUGGCUAGAAAUAACACCUUUGCCACAGAAAGGAAAAAGCUGAAUUUGCCAGUCCCUGGCCCAAGGAACAAUAAACAUGUUUCCAAAGUGUCCUCGUUGAUUAAGACAUUUGAUAAGACUGCAGACGAAGGGUCAGGAGGUUCCCUGGUAGCCUUUAAGCAGCCUACUAAGAAUAGCUUUCAAAAAUGUAAAUUAAAUCAUGGAAACGAUAUGGCUUGCUGGGAUGACACAGACAUUUUAAGCAUCCACAAGGACCUUUCUGAAUUUUCCGAGGCUAGUCAAGGUAGCCACUGUCUCAGCAGCAAACACGAGCCACAGAAAACACCUAAUAAAAUAGACCUGAGCUAUUGUGGCUCUGAUGGUUAUUAUCCUGUGCUGAUUGAGAUGUCAAAAGUAGCCAAGUCAAAUUUUUACCGUUCAUCUAAAAAGGCUUUAAAAAACAGAAGUGUGAAAGUUAAUGAGCCAGCAAAAAAAGGUAAUUUUCUUCACAGUGAGAACAGUGCUUUUGAAUCCUGGAACGUUCAUCAUAAAAAACUGACGGAAAAGGAGGAAUUUCUUGAUCUAAAAACAAAGAAGGAAGGUCUUGCAUACCUGGAAGAAGCACCGUUUUUAAAAGGAUCCCGCACGCGUGAACAUAAAUUCCCACCUGCCAAGACCCCUGUCGCUAAGAAACAGGAGAGAGAUUUUCAGAUGGAGCCAAAUCCACCAGAAGCUGCUUUCAGCAUCCCAGCUGUAUACAUACCUCAGAGCCCCCUCCCUUCAGAAACUGAAUUUCCUGCUGCCCUUCCUCCCGCACCCCCGCCUAGGAUCCACGCACACCAGGGUCCUCCUCGGCCACCCCCUGUCUCGCAGGCGCUUCCUUUCCCACCCCCCACCCAGCAGGGCCAUUCCCCAACACCCCCUACCCCUGAAGCCCCUCCGGUGCCACCACCCCCGAUGCCAGCUCAGCUUUCCCCCCCCGCCACGUCCCAGGCUUCCAUCUCACCCUCAUCCGCGUCCCAGGCGCCCAGCCCGCCUCCACCGAGACCUCCGGCCACCUUAACCGAAGAGGAGGCCCUCAGUCCCCAACUCGGCAACACCUGUCCGCCCUGGAGGAGACAGAGGGCUGCAAAAGGGGCAGCAGAGAAGAGACAGACUUCAAAGGAGAAGUUCACAGCCGGCGAUGAGACGGUUUCAUUGACUGAAAAGGUGGCUGGUGCUGAACCUGGUCUGGAUGUGACUCCUCUGGCUAAACAGGUAAACUCCCCUGGAUCGAUCAGUCCCUCUUUCAAUAUCACUGAACUCUUAACACCCAUCAUACCACCAAAACAGGAGGUGGACCCUGCGGAAAGCGAGCUGAUCCCGCUGACACCUCCUCCCACUGAGAGCACUGCAGCAAGAGACCACGAGGGGAACGCGGCUGGCGAUUACAGGUCUAGGGAUAAUUACAAGUCGAAAGCGUCAAGUCUGUUAUUUAACUUGAAGGAUGUGCGUAAACGUGUUAAAAGCAUUUAUACCCCUUCUCCCCUGCUAAGGGCCUUGGAGGAGAAAAAUAAAACUAGGGAAAAUAUACAGGAGAGUACAAAAAUGAACGCCUCCCUCUUGACUUUACAAGAAAAAAGCAACAAAAAUAUUGCAGAGAAAGAUGAAUCGAGUGAUAUAACCUCCGUAUUGUCUGGCAGUGUUCACGAAAAGGACAAUAAAACUGAUUUAACUGGACACUUUACAGACAAUUACCUGACUUUGAGUUCACCCCAAACAACAGCAGACCUUUUAUUUUACCAAACUGGAGACAACUUGCAGCAAGAUGCGUCAAAACACGAAGGUCUGGUUAAAAACACAAGGGGUAAUGAAAACUUCCCCUUGUUCAGACACGGAUCAAAUGAAUCUGAUUUAAGGAAACGUCUGCAGUAUCCAGCACUGAAACCAUUCAGUAGAGACAAUGCAGGUGCAACAGCAGGGCAGCCCGUGCAAAAUCCCAGCGUCCAGGGUGAGCAAAAUGAGAGACAGGCUGCUAAUCAGAACGAAGAGUUUGCCUUCAAAACAAGCCCAAACCAGCUCUCCCCAGCAGAGGAUAUGCCUUACAGUGACGUCCAAACCAGUAUGGUUGUAACUGGCCGUGAAGCACAAGGCAAGAGAAGCAGCAGUUCUUCGGAGCAAUCUUUCGUCUCCACGGUGGAGCAGCCACUUCAGGAGGAGCCAUUUCCACGGGUGCCCCUGAUGCAGAAGGCGUGCCUUCAAGAAACCCAGAGGACUAAGAGUGAAAUGGGUGCAGACAGUAAGAAAAACCACAAGGAGAGAGGGAAAGAGGUUGGGGGAGAUGAACUGCAAUAUUAUGCUUGCAUCAGCUCUCCUACUGGUGCAGCAGAGAAGGAGGGUAGGGUUACUGGGAAUGAACAGGGGAGCUUGACGAAGGAGAAACUGGGAAGAGAGAAAAGGGAAGAGGCCAACACCAUGGAUUCUGCUUCCAACAGUUUAAGGGACAUGUCCACCGCCAAGUCCGAGGAGCCACAAACACCCCCAUCUUCGAGCUCAACCAAACCCAGUCUGUUUAUGAUUAAAGAUAACACGUUCAGGUCACCUCAGGUAAUAAGGACUGUCAAGCUGCCCCUGUUCAGGUCCUUUUCCCUGGACGAUACAGUGAGCAGCAGUUAUAAGGAAAUAGAAAGUAGGUUUGUGCCCCCAGCAGAGCAUAACAAGCGGCACCAAAACGUGUUGCAUACCCAGGAGGUAGGCUGGUCGGCACCGAGGCACAGAGGGCAGCAGAAUGUGAGGGAUGGAGCAACAGACAGAGGGAAAGAGGCCAGUGAGCCUGGAUCUACUUCAGCAGCACUGGAUCCCGGUCUUCUGGAAGAUACAGAGAGCUUUUCAUUACAGAAGCUGAUGGAAGAAGAUGAAGAGACUUGUGCUUUGUUAAAUGAAGUUGGGAAAAUGAAUGAGGAAAGUGUCUGCAGGAGGCAAGAGAAACCCCAGGCUAGGAAGGCAAGACACAGUUUAACACAGCCAAAUUUACAUCUGGAAAAUGAUCAAGCACAAAACAACCCCAGCUAUCCCACAGAAAGAAAGACGAAUUACUUUAAGAAUCAUAAUUUAUCUAACCGCAGAGGUGGCUCUUGUGCGAAAAAAAUAAUCACCAGGGAGACCAUUUCCCCUGUGACUGGCUCCACAUCAGAGGACCACAUGCAUUCUCCUGUAUCCCAUGAAGCUCUAGAGGACAUCCUGCAUACAGAAGGUGCACCGGUUUUGUUAGACAGUCUUGCGUGCUCUGCUGUUACCAGCCCCAGGUCAGGCAGCACGAUGCGCUCUCUUGUUGCCAGUUCAUCAUCAGACAAGCCAACGAGAGAGACAGAGGAUGUUACAAACCCUGCCUUGCUCAACAUGGCAGUAAAGAGCCGAGCUGAUAUGUCUGCAGAAGAGAUACUUGAUUCAGCACAGAGGAAUCCGCCUUCUGAUUCUGCAGGGGAAGCUGAGAGACUGCAGCCCAGGGGGCCUGGGGAGAGAGCAGCGGGCAAGCCUCCCGCUGUGCCACCAAAAACAGAAAAGGCCCUGCGGCGGGCCAAAAAGCUGGCAAGCAGGAGAAGGAAAAUGCAAGAGCAGCAGAAAAACCACCAGAAUGAGCAUGCAGAUGCUGCAGGCAGAAAGCCUUCUCAUUCUGGACAGACCCUAGCAUCUCCCUCAUCCUUGGGAUAUUCUCCUCUCCAUCCUGCCCCUCACUCAACUUUCACUCCCACAGAAACCAGUACAGGAAGACCCAGUGGUGCAUCAGCAGUAAGCCCUUCACCUUCCUCAACCCAGCGUAAACUCCUCCAAGACCCUGACUCUGGCCAAUACUAUGUAGUUGAUUUACCAGCUGAAGUUAAUUUAAAGACAUUUUAUGACCCAGAAACUGGCAAAUAUGUUCAAGUAUCGGUGCCUUCCUUUGAAGGGAACUUAUACCAGCCCCCCUCUUCAGAAAUUAUGAAUUCUCCCUAUGCCUCCUACCCUAGAGUGCUGCCUUUACCAGCUUCAUCUGUAGCAGUGCUGAAGUCACCUUCUCAGCUUUCCGAACCUCCCUGGUUAAUGCCAGCUGUACCAGGAGAACCAGCUGAACCACCUGAAGAAGGCCAGCAGGGCUACAGAUACGCUGAAGCUGUGGGGACCCAGCCUGAUAUUGAACCAGCCUCUUACCCCUACAGCCAAGAUGCUGAAGAAACUCAAGUUCACUUACGAAAGGACAUGAGCCCAACCCCAAAUACUGACAGAGCGUCCCUCACCAAUUUAGAUGAUUUUGCUGCAGAAGGAGUAUCUUGAAAACUGAAGUAACAAAAUAUGCCAGCUAGAGUUUUUAAGAACCAUUUGGACAGACACAUGCAGACAAAAGCACAUGCAGAUUUGAUGUUUGUACGACACUUUAUGUCUGAAUCUCAUUGUGGUUUGGGUGGGAAGGCAAAUGGAAGCUGACCACAGUGAAAGACGCAAGGUGAUAAUCACUCUGAAGAAGAGUGAAAUGGAGUAAGCACCAAUUUACCGGUGAGAUGAAGGGGCAAUGCCAGCUAAACAAAUGCAUACAACAGUAUGAAGCCACUGCUUGCUGCUGCUGCUGCUUUGCCAUGAUGAUGGCUGGGAUUGCCAAAGCAAGCGUCCUUAUGCCCAGAUGUGUUGCAUGAUGUAUGACACAAAGUAAAACCUAUGAGACCAUCCUGUCCACCCUGUGAGACCUAGGAGACAUGCCGCGUCUACUGAACUUUCCUCACUCGCUGCCUUUGAACUAUAUUGACAGGUAGAAAGGAUAUGGCUACGAACAUGCCAUAAACCCAAGAUUCAUUUUUUGCACACAUUGAUUGCCCAGAAGUUAUUGACAAGAAGAUUGUACACACCAGCCAUGACAAAAAAGCCCUUUAAACAACCAGAAUACAGUUGUAGCUGCUCUAGACUCCUAUACUUUUGCAGUGUCCACUAACAUGCUGCUGAAUUCUUUCUAUUUCUUGAUAAUCUCCAAAUAAGUUCCCUUAGAGUCAGGGGUUAUUUAUAAUGCAGCUUAAAACUUCAACUUAUCUUGAUACUUGGCCUGAAAUAUUUCGGUAAGGAGCAAGGUUGAAUGAAUUCCCAUAUCGGUAUUUAAUUUUUUGUUAGGAUAAGGUGAUCUUUGCUUAUUAUAAUUGAAGUGCGUUUUGUUUUGUUCUCAGGCUCCCACUGAAAUACAGAGCUAACUUUUAAAACCUGAAAAACAUUGUCCCUAAUUUUGGUCUUGUGAAUUCUGUGAUUAAAAGAAAAAAAAAAAAAAAAGAGAUACAAAACAUCCGAAGUAUUAAUUUCUAGAAAAGUGCUUCUUGGAUUACCACUUUUCUUUAAAAGAUCUGUAUCAAAAUGUCACUCAUCCUCGCAUAAGCUCUUUUUUAUCAUCAUAGAUAAUGACAGAACCUUGGUGGAAAGACGGAAAACAUGAAUGUAAUAUGCCUUCCUAUAAAUACCUGUAUUUGGA
This is a messenger RNA of Phalacrocorax carbo (great cormorant), 10103 nucleotides long. NCBI's taxonomy places the organism in Eukaryota, Metazoa, Chordata, Aves, Suliformes, Phalacrocoracidae. The record is from RefSeq and is a predicted model, not a curated record.